CUGCGAUUUGCAUAAAAUCCUCACUCCAAUGUCACAGCCUCAUGCGGUAUCUGAGACUUCGUGACAGGAACAAAGAAGGUAAAGGACAGACACCGGAAGAGGAUGAUGUUUACGUCGACCCUAGCCCUUCUGGGCCUCAGUUUGGGACUGGUGGCUAAUGCUUUCCCCACACAACAGCCUGAAAACGGGAAGAACUGGGUGGUGAUUGUCGCUGGCUCCAAUGGCUGGUACAACUACAGACACCAGGCCGACGCUUGCCAUGCGUACCAGAUCGUCCACAAGAAUGGCAUCCCUGACGAGCAGAUUGUUGUGAUGAUGUAUGAUGACCUGGCGACCAAUGAGGAGAACCCCACCCAAGGGGAGGUGAUCAACAGACCCAAUGGGACAGAUGUUUACAAGGGAGUCCCCAAAGACUACACUGGAGAGGCUGUGACCCCUAGCAACUUCCUGGCCGUGCUGAAGGGUGACUCUGCCAGUACCAAGGGAGGUUCUGGGAAAGUGCUGAAGAGCGGUCCCAACGAUCACGUGUUUGUGUACUUCACUGAUCACGGAGCUCCUGGUCUGCUGGCCUUCCCUGACGACGACCUUCAUGUUGCCGACCUCAUGGCUGCCAUCAACUACAUGCGUGAGAACAAGAAAUACCAAAAGUUGGUGUUCUAUAUCGAGGCCUGUGAGUCUGGAUCGAUGAUGACCAAACUGCCUGCUGACAUCGAUGUGUAUGCCACCACAGCAGCCAACUCUCAUGAGUCGUCCUAUGCUUGCUACUAUGAUGAGAAGAGAGAGACCUACCUGGGGGACUGGUACAGUGUUAACUGGAUGGAAGACUCUGAUGUGGAGGACCUAAGGAAGGAGACCCUGAUGAAACAGUUCAAGGUCGUGAAGAGCCACACCAACACGAGCCACGUCAUGCAGUUUGGAAACAAGACUCUGGCCCGUAUGAAGGUGAUGGCCUUCCAAGGUAAUGCCAAGGCCAACGCCCAGCCUGCCCCCCCCAUGACCCUGCAGCCUGUAGCGGACCCAGACCUGACCCCCAGCCCUGACGUACCCCUGGCCAUCCUAAAGAGGAAACUGAUGAGCACCAAUGACAUCACAGCAGCCAGGAAAUACCUCAGCCAGAUCAACUCACACCUCAAGGCGCGUGAGCUGCUGGGAGAAACGAUGCGCCGGGUGGUAGAGAAGGUGACAGGAGACGAGACCGUGACCCAGAGGGUUCUGAGUGCCAAGCUGGACCUGACCCAGCACCAGUGUUACAAGGCUGCUGUCGGACACUACAAGACACAAUGCUUCAACUGGCACACCACCCAGUAUGAAUACGCUCUGCGGCACCUGUAUGCCCUGGUCAACCUGUGUGAGGGCGGAUAUCCAACAGACAGUAUCCUGAUGGCAAUGGAGAGCGUGUGUCAUUUCAACUAGAUGGAUGUUCCUGAACGAACACACACCUCAAAUCAGCUUGCUGUGCCUCCAGACGGGAGGGUCUGAGACGACGAUGAGUCUUCUCUUUGCACUGACAAGGAAUCAAGUUUGACAAAGAAUCUCUCUUUCACUGCUAUAACACUUUCUGAAACGUUUGAUUUUUAAACUUUAUUUUUUUUCCCGGUUUUAUUAAGACAUUUUUAAGAUGUGUUUUUAUGAUUAAUUGCACUAUAUCACUGUGAGCGUUUUUUGUUUUUUGAUGCGAAUAAUGUUUUACUGCUCUGAUUUUUGUAUGACGAAAAAUGAGAGAAUACUUGGGUUCACUUUUCUCCCUUGGGUGCAGUGGUGCCUGAUUUUAGUGGGUAUACUGUAAUUUUGGCAAAAAAUUGUCAAACUGCCCUCCCAGUGAAGGAAAGAAGCCCUGUGUGCAACUCUCUGAGAAACAGUGACAUACACUCUGAAUGAUCAAAUGUGCAUUUUUUUAAAUGGUGGUUUCCCGAAAAAGAAAAAAAAAUGUCCAUUUGUAAACAUUUGCAUGUAGGCCGUGUGCACAUUACAACACCUAAAAUGUAAAGAAAUAAUAUGUGAAACGUUCCGAUCUGUUCCAUCAGCCUUAAUGAAUUGAUACGGCGUAUACCUACACUACUUUGAUAAGCAUCGUGGGGAUUAUGAAGUGGGUAUAAACAGGUAUGCCCACUGAAAAUGAAGUGGUUAAACCUACGAACACCCUCCACUACUGCUUGGGUAUUGGCUCUGCUAUACGUCACCAUGGGCCCGUUUAUCACAGCUGUGUGACGGUGUAGGGUGACGUUGCCCCCUAGAUGCUGAGCAUGGGUCAGUUUUGCGUUUUUUUUUUUUCUCCACUAACGGUUAGGAUUGGGAAAAGGGGUAGCUAAACCUAGAUCUGAACCUAGGGAAGAGUUAUCCUGGACAGGCUCAGGAUACUGUGUUGUCGUUUGGGAUGUUGAGCUAAAACCUUGAUAGUCAGAGGCAACUGUAAAGGACUUUUUGUGGACUGCCACGAGGCUAAGCUGAGUGGUGUAGACCACCACAGCCAUGAUAAAAAUGUCAUAACACAUGGACUCCAGUGUGUUAUUGCUUUUAUACGAUGGGUUACCAGCAUUAAAAAGCAAGAUUCUUUCCAUGUGUUUUCUAACAAAGCGUGAUGCUAUAUUCACUAACACUGGUUGUCAAGUGCAAUUUUUAGGCGUUCUCUGGUCGUUAGUUCUAUUCGUAUUGACUGACAUGGAAAGCAAAACGACCUAAAACGCUGAUUGAUAGUUCCAGAACUUUUGCUAUGGCAAACAACAAUGGUUGCUAUGGAGGCUCUUCCACCGUUGCUAGCUAGCCAACUGCACAGCUAACGCAAUCACUACAGGCUGAAAAGACGGCAAACUUGCUAUAUGUGUAUGUUGUCUAGUGUAUAUAAUCAGCAGGAUAGUCCCUAACAAUAGGGAUUCCUAACCACCUGUUGUAUAAUAUUAAUUACCAUACUGUCUCUCUCCAUCUGGUCUACCCCCCCUCCUGUCGAAUCUAGUUUAAUCAAGAUAUUGCCAGAGUCACAUAAUGGUUCCUCUUCUGUUGGGAGUAAUUUGUCAUAUUAGGAUGAUUUUUAGAGUUAAAUGGUGUAGCUACUGUGCCUGGUUUUGCUGAGGAAGGGUGCAGACCAUAGAAAUAGAAUGGAUUCUAGUUAUAUAUUACAGACGUCCUGCCACCGUAUAUUAUCAAAUGCAAUAGUGAUCAUAAUCUUUUUUUUUUUUUUUUUUAAGUUGAUGGUUGCUGAAGUUUAUGGACGACUGGCUGUAUAAGAUGCUGAAUAGGGCAGAAGACAUUUUAGGAAUGUAAAAGGGAGAGCUGGGGCAACGCAGUGUAGGACUAAGGCUUUGAGGACUGGACUGCAGGAGGAGCAAUAGCUGACUAGAAGCAUUUUGUAUACAAUGUUCACUCUUGGAAAUAAAACUGAUGAUGUUCGUA
Coregonus clupeaformis (lake whitefish) is the source of this 3387-nucleotide messenger RNA. Its product is annotated as legumain. Bases 103 to 1413 code for a protein of 436 amino acids. The transcript has 14 exons. Gene Ontology annotation, biological process: vacuolar protein processing. The record is from RefSeq and is a predicted model, not a curated record. Gene Ontology annotation, molecular function: cysteine-type endopeptidase activity. NCBI's taxonomy places the organism in Eukaryota, Metazoa, Chordata, Actinopteri, Salmoniformes, Salmonidae.